UAUCCCCUCUGCUCCUCCCUCCCUCCCUCCCUCUCGCGCCGCCGCCGCCGCCGCUAGGGUUUCUCCCCCUAGACGCCUCGCCCGCCGCGCGGAGACCCCAUCCUCCCGAAGCUUCGGGGGCGGACUCUCCGGAGGAGCCAUGAGCGACGGCAAGGACUCCCUCGACCUCUCUGGCCUCGGCGCCGCCGUCCCCAACGCCAAAGAGCUCAGCGCGGAGGACAAGGCCCAUCUCGUGGAGUCGAUUAAGAACACGCUGCAGGGAUUGGCGGCGCGGCACACGGAUGUGCUCGAGAGCCUCGAGCCCAAGGUCAGGAAGCGCGUCGAAGUGCUCAGGGAGAUCCAGAGCCAACAUGAUGAUCUCGAGGCGAAGUUUUUUGAGGAGAGAGCCGCACUUGAAGCUAAAUAUCAGAAGAUGUAUGAGCCGUUGUACUCUAAGCGAUAUGAAAUUGUGAAUGGUGUGGUUGAGGUAGACGGUGUCACCAAAGAAAGUGCAGAUGAAACUCCUGCGGAUAAGAAAGAGGAAACGGGUGUACCUGAGUUCUGGCUUAAUGCCAUGAAGAACCAUGAAAUCCUUUCCGAGGAGAUCCAGGAGAGGGAUGAGGAAGCUCUUAAGUACCUCAAGGACAUCAAAUGGCACAGGAUUAGUGAGCCAAAGGGUUUCAAGCUUGAGUUUUACUUUGAUACUAAUCCGAUCUUCAAGAACUCAGUGCUUACCAAAACAUACCACAUGAUUGAUGAAGAUGAACCAAUCCUGGAGAAAGCCAUUGGUACUGAAAUCGAAUGGUUCCCGGGGAGGUGCUUGACACAAAAGGUGCUCAAGAAGAAACCAAAGAAGGGCUCAAAGAACACUAAACCUAUCACAAAAACUGAAAACUGUGAGAGCUUUUUUAAUUUCUUCAGUCCACCUCAAGUUCCUGAUGAUGAGGAGGAAAUUGAUGAGGAUACAGCUGAACAGUUGCAGAACCAAAUGGAACAAGAUUAUGACAUUGGAUCUACCAUUAGAGACAAGAUUAUUCCACAUGCUGUUUCAUGGUUCACUGGAGAAGCUGCUCAAGAUGAGGACCUUGAAGGAAUUAUGGAUGAUGAAGAUGAUGAUGAUGAAGAUGACGACGAUGAUGAAGAUGAGGAUGACGAGGAUGAUGAAGACGAAGAGGAUGAAAAGAAGGGAGGACGGGUUCCUGCAGGUGAAGGGCAGCAGGGCGAGCGGCCUGCAGAAUGCAAGCAACAGUGAGAUGCUUCCUACCUGAGCGUUUCCAAGUCUGGUCAUGGAGUGAAGAUUGUUUGGUUCUGCUUGAUGCAAUGUCGUUCAUUUGGUUUUGGAGAGCCAGUGAAGUGGGGGGAUUGAGUUGGUUUAGUGGAACUGGCGGGAUUUUUUGGGGACAUGGUAUUAUAUGGUAUUAUAUGUUUGGUAGCUUUUCCGUUGUUGUAUUGGGUCGACAUAUCUUGUGCGAAGCUUAUGGUUGAGUGAUGAACAUCGCCAGUUUAGUAUUAUCAUAUUGCCAAUACCACUGGCCUAGUCUAGUUUUUCUUUUCACUGGUGCUGAGAAAUUUUGACCCAGGGGAGGCAA
Messenger RNA from Oryza brachyantha (malo sina), 1568 nucleotides. RefSeq names its product nucleosome assembly protein 1;2. Gene Ontology annotation, biological process: nucleosome assembly. The transcript is spliced from 11 exons. Gene Ontology annotation, molecular function: chromatin binding; histone binding. The coding region runs from base 140 to 1231 and encodes 363 amino acids. The record is from RefSeq and is a predicted model, not a curated record. Lineage: Eukaryota; Viridiplantae; Streptophyta; Magnoliopsida; Poales; Poaceae. Gene Ontology annotation, cellular component: chromatin; nucleus.